This is a messenger RNA of Gloeophyllum trabeum ATCC 11539, 1747 nucleotides long. Its product is annotated as RCC1/BLIP-II protein. Gene Ontology annotation, molecular function: guanyl-nucleotide exchange factor activity. NCBI's taxonomy places the organism in Eukaryota, Fungi, Basidiomycota, Agaricomycetes, Gloeophyllales, Gloeophyllaceae. Bases 243 to 1601 code for a protein of 452 amino acids. The record is from RefSeq and is a predicted model, not a curated record. The transcript is spliced from 3 exons. Gene Ontology annotation, cellular component: cytoplasm.
CCCCGUCACCCCCGCCCGCCACGAAACGCACUCGUACUGUGGUUACAAAAGAGAAGGAAACCGUCACCACUGUCGAGAACAAUACCACGCGGGGGAGAUCGGUGAAGAGGACCACCGCCGUUGACACGACCGUAGUCCCGGCCAAGAAGUCGCGGGCGAAGACGCCUACUGCAAAGGCGGAAAAAGAGGCUGCACCCAAGGUGGCUAAGGAGCCCAAGCAAGCGAAACCCAAGCCUGCAAAGAUGCAGGCUCCGUACUUCAAUCCUCUUCCCAUUCCUCCCGCGCAUAUGCGGCCGCCGUACCAAUUGUGGGGUUGGGGUGCCGGAAAUUUCGGUCAACUAGGGAUGGGCCCCGAUCUCCUGGGAGAGUACCCCAAGCCCAAGCGAAACUUAUGGAUCGAAGAGCAGAUUAAGAAGGGUACCUUUGGCGAUGAAGAGGGUGCCGGGUUGGAAGCGAUUGCAGCCGGCGGUAUGCAUACUAUUUUUAUUGAUGAGAAGGGAACUGUGUGGUCGUGCGGCGUGAAUGAUGAAGGUGCUCUGGGACGUGUCACGACUGACGUCCCAAAUCCCGAGAACCCGGAUGAGAAGUUAGAUGUGGAUCAGCUUACUGCAACGCCAUAUCCUCUUCAAACUUUGAUAGAUGAAAAUUUCCGCGCUGUCAAGAUUGCGGCUGGCGACAAUGUAUGCGCCGCCGUCAGCACUGAAGGUGAACUCAGAGUGUGGGGAUCGUUCCGGGACAAUCAAGGUUCACUGGGCUUUUCGAGCGAAUCCCAGCGACAGUUCCUGCCUGCACCUAUCCUAGAGUUGAAGCACCAUUCUGGCAACGUCGAGAAAUUCGUAUCCGUUGCAUCAGGAAACAACCAUCUCCUGGUUCUCACUACUCACGGAAACGUGUACACACUCGGAGCCGGCGAGGAAGGCCAGUUAGGCCGGAAAGUCAUCCAGCGCCGGAAAAUCCACGGAACCGCUCCGGAGAAGAUCGUACUUGGUACUCGCACUCGCAGAGCCAAAGUCGUAGGUGCCGGCAACAAUGCCUCAUUUGCUGUGGAUGAACGAGGCGUUGUUUGGGGUUGGGGUUUGAAUACCAUGGGCCAGACCGGCACAGGUUACUCAAACGCCUCCGUCGAUGGUGAAGUACACUCCCCGAAGCAAGUCGUUGGCUUGAGUAAAGAAGAACUGGACGGCGACGAGGUGGUACAGAUUGCUGGUGGGGAUCACCACACGCUUUUCUUGACCGCCAGCGGCAAGGUUUACGCAUGUGGACGAUCGAACGAUGGGCAGCUUGGCCUCGCGAAGGAUGAUCCUGCCUUCAAAGACCGGGAACACGAGAACUUCCUCCCAACCCCCGCUCUUGUGACGUUCCCAGACCCCAGUGAUCCGGUGGUCCAGGUAUCCGCCGGCACCCAUAACAAUUUGGCUGUAACGGAAGGAGGCGCACUCUAUGCUUGGGGUGCGCAGACACAGGGUGAACUCGGCAUUGGAGAUGAUGAAGAAGCGUUGACACCCACGGUCAUCGUGAGGAAGCAAGGAGGAUCCUGGUCCGCGCACUCUGUUUCAUGCGGGGGACAACAUACCAUUGCGCUUUUCAGGAAGAAGAGUUAGAGCCUCUGAUACUAUAAGGACUUUGCGAUUUUGCCUGCUGUUGUAUAUUUAUUUCACGUAGUCACAGGUAGUUACUGUCUCUUGUGUACAUAGCGAUUUGUAAAGAAAAUAACGGAGAAAUCAAGGAGAAAUUGACAAACGCGUGA